AUGGCCGACGAAAUUGCUACCAGAGCUCCAGAGAGUGAUGCCAUGGAAGAAUCAAAGGAGGUUCCUCAAGUCGCAAGCCCAAUACCAGGAGAUACACCAGCGCAAAGUGGUGCGAGUUUAGGUGAGCAUUGUGUAAAGGAUAGGCCUACACCCUCUGGCCAAGGUUCAUCUGGAGAAAUUACACAACUUGGAGGAGUCGAUGUUUACAUUUCGAAACCGAGCGACUAUCCUCAUGCGCCAUCGAAACUCUUACUUCUUCUUACUGGCGCCACAGGUAUGCAUUCAGUUAACAAUCAAGUUCAAGCCGAUAAAUUCGCUGGCGAAGGCUUCCUCGUAAUCAUGCCCGAUAUGUUUCGCAACGACCCAUUACCUGGAUCGGUAACUUAUGCGGAAGAUAAGGAUCCUUCUUUGAUUGAAAAGUUGAAGAUGCAUGCAGCAGAGACAGCAAAGAGCUUCUUAGCAGAUAUGUGGCUCGCAAGACAAACACCCGAGAAGAUCUUACCGGUUAUCCACAAAGUUAUAGAAGCCGCAAAGGACGAGUUCGCAGACGCUGUUGCAAAUGGCGGUGGAAUAUAUUCUGUUGGUUACUGUUUAGGUGGGAGGAUGACUCUAUUACUUGCAGGCGAAAAGUCAGAUGCUGUUCACUGGGGUCAGCAACAAGUAAAAGAUGAGGAAGCGGCCGUUCAAAGGAAAGGGCCAUACAUCAAGGCCGGUGCAAUCGCUCACGCAACACUAGUUGGCAAGGAAGAUUGGGAGGGAACGAAAGCCCCACUGGCAUUUAUUUGUGUCGAGGACGAUCAAUUGUUCUCCGAUGAAGUCCAAGAGGUCGGCAAAACAUACUUGACUGAGAACAACGUGGAACACGAAUUCAAGAUAUAUUCAGGCGUUCCUCAUGGAUUUGCGGUAGUGGGUGACUACGAGCAAUUGAAUAUUAAGCAGGCACAAGCUGAGGCAUACGAUCAAAUCUUGGCAUGGUUGAAAGCACAUUGA
Messenger RNA from Sclerotinia borealis F-4128, 990 nucleotides. The record is from the annotation of a GenBank genome assembly. Lineage: Eukaryota; Fungi; Ascomycota; Leotiomycetes; Helotiales; Sclerotiniaceae.